This is a messenger RNA of Ramularia collo-cygni, 957 nucleotides long. RefSeq lists its product as uncharacterized. Bases 1 to 957 code for a protein of 318 amino acids. The transcript has 3 exons. The record is from RefSeq and is a predicted model, not a curated record. Lineage: Eukaryota; Fungi; Ascomycota; Dothideomycetes; Mycosphaerellales; Mycosphaerellaceae.
AUGCAGUUCAUCAAAUGUCUCGGUAUCAGCACGGUGCUGUAUUCUCUCGCAAGUGCAACGAGCUGCACUUCCGACCUUGCGAUCCCCUGGACAUUUGGCAGCGGCAGCGAUGACUCGGCCUCAGCUGCAGGUGCAGAAUUGAGGGCUGAGGGUGAGGCGAAUGCUCUUGGUCUUAUCGGGAAGCGUGAGUCUGGCGAUCUUGAUUGUACCUUCGCCGAGAUCUGCCUUGUGGAUACGGAUAAUAUGCUCUUCUGCAUGGAUGCCAAUACUGGUGAUUUCCACGACAUCUCUGGGGGCACAGGAAAUGUUUAUACGGGGGAAACUACCACUCAAGCCGGCGAAGAUGAGACGACCGCGGACGACGAGACGCCGAGUUCCACCGCAUCUGGCCCAGGAUCCAUAUCAACAGCCAAGUCGGGAAACGCAGGGGCUUGCACGUCAGACGUCGCAAUACCUGUGCCUCUGGGAAUGGGUGCCAGUGGCAGCCAGGCAAACUGCGCCGCAGUAGAAGCUGUUGGCACUUCGAGUUGCGACAGCAAGCGGGCUUCGUCAGAACUAGAGUGCACCUCGGGGGAGAUGUGUAUACUCUAUGGAGCGACCCUCUUGAUGUGCUAUAAAUCAGCGACUGGAGACUAUCGUGACGAACAUGGAGGCAAGGGCAAUGAAUACUCUGGAAAAUACACAGCUUCGAAUGGCGAGGUACAAACCGUGACUGGCACCAUGCUACCGGCUCUUCCUACCGCUGGUGCUUCGAAAGACGCAGGAGAGGCAACAAGCACCUCGACUACCACGAGUGUGGGCGGAAGUGGCAAUUCAGAUAGCUCGGCACCGCAGAAAUCUGCCGUAGCUUCACAGCAGUCCACUGGAGCGACAGUAAAGGGUGGAACGUGUGGGGUAUUGCUCGCAGUGGCUAUGUCAGUCCUUGUGGCAGCAGUACGCCUGACGGCAGGCUGGUGA